Molecule: messenger RNA, 3755 nt
Organism: Sinocyclocheilus anshuiensis
Lineage: Eukaryota; Metazoa; Chordata; Actinopteri; Cypriniformes; Cyprinidae
Product: protocadherin alpha-C2-like
Exons: 4
Coding region: 70-3033 (987 amino acids)
Biological process (GO): homophilic cell-cell adhesion
Cellular component (GO): plasma membrane
Molecular function (GO): calcium ion binding
Source: RefSeq, a predicted model, not a curated record
UUUAAUGCUGAAGUGGGAGGCAAGAUAUUGCAAGCUGACAAGGCGGAGUGCUGUUCAUAUGAUCUUGCGAUGGCUGUUGCAGGGAUAUGUGAUUGCCUAGACAAAAAAGUGCCUCUUUCUUUUUUGCUAUUACUAUUAUUUUGUGGCCUUGCUCUCGGACAAAUAAGAUAUUCCGUGCCGGAGGAAUCGGAGAGUGGAACGAUUGUAGGUGAUAUUGCACAGGAUUUGGGUUUGGAUGUUCGAAAGAUCCCCACCCGAAAGAUUAAGGUAACCUCUGACAGCGGCAAAAGGUACGUGGACCAUAAGAAUGGAAAAUUAUUGGUAAACGAGAGAAUUGACAGAGAGACAUUGUGUGAUACAAGCGCCGCGUGUGUUUUGAAUCUAGAGGUUCUUCUUGAGGACCCAAAUGAAGACCAUAAUGUCGAGGUGGAGAUACUAGACGUGAAUGAUAAUACGCCGCAGUUCCCCAGAGACGAGUAUCAAUUGGAGAUCACAGAGUCGGCUUUGCCGGGCUCUCGUUUUCCGAUCGAGCACGCGCAAGAUCCGGACAUCGGUACCAAUUCGGUUCGAUUGUACCGGCUCAGCCCAAACGAGCAUUUUGCUCUCGAUUCCAACAAGCCUUCGUUGAAUACUAAGCAUAUCGAGCUCGUUCUCAAAAAGCCCUUGGAUCGCGAGCUCGCCCCUUACCAUCAGUUAAUCCUGACAGCGACAGACGCUGGCACACCAGCACGAACAGGUACAGCUAAAAUUAACGUUCGCGUCUUGGAUUCGAAUGACAACAACCCCGUUUUUGACAGCUCAGUAUAUAAAGUCAAAUUGCUUGAAAAUUCGCCCAAAGACAAUUUGGUUAUCAAACUGAAAGCCACAGACCAAGAUGAAGGAACAAACGGGGAGGUGCUUUAUUCAUUCAGCAGUUACACCCCAGACAGGGUCAGGCAGAUUUUCAGCAUGGACACCAACACUGGAGAAAUCAGAGUCAAGAGCAAUGUGGACUACGAGGACACUAAUUCGUACGAAAUGUACAUCCAGGCCAUGGACAAAGGCCCAGCUCCAGUAGCAGCCCAUUGCAAAGUGGUGGUGGAGGUCGUGGAUGUCAAUGACAACGUUCCAGAGAUCGUGCUCUCGUCUUUGUCCAGUCCGGUGCGUGAAGAUGCCCGUGCAGAUACCGUGGUGGCCCUGAUCAGUGUGACAGACCGGGACUCUGGCCCUAACAAACAGGUUACCCUUGAAAUUCAACCUGGUCUUCCUUUCAAAAUCAAGUCGUUUAGAAAUUAUUACACCUUGGUAACCUCUGCCUUUCUUGACCGCGAAACCACAGCAGCCUAUAAUGUCACCCUCAGCGCUACAGAUGCCGGCAACCCUCCCCUUUCGUCUCAGAAGACCAUUCAGGUGGAUGUCGCAGAUGUGAACGACAACCCUCCACGCUUUGAGCAGACCUCCUACACUGUGUAUGUCAUGGAGAACAAUGCACCUGGAGCCUCGCUCUGCACUGUCAAAGCUCAGGACGCGGAUGUCAAUGAAAACGCUCGCAUCACCUACACGGUCCUAAACGACAACAAUCACGGGAUCCCGGUCACCUCCUAUGUGUCAGUUAAAGCAGACACAGGUGUUGCCUAUGCCCUUCGCUCCUUUGACUACGAGUCAUUACGGGAGUUUCACUUCCAGGUUAAAGCUCAGGAUGGGGGUAUCCCACCACUCAGCCGUGUAGCCACUGUCUACAUCUACAUAAUGGAUCAAAACGACCAUGCGCCCGAGAUUGUGAGUCCUCCAGCCAAUGGCACACGCUUAACAGAGACAGUUCAGAAAAAUGCAGAGCCAGGAAGUUUGAUCACAAAGGUAGUGGCCUAUGAUGCAGAUGCAGGACAGAACGCAUGGGUCGUCUAUCUGCUGGACCAGGCCAGCGAUCUGGAUCUCUUUAAAGUUCACGAACACACAGGAGAAAUUCGUACCACGCGGCGCGUCCUUGAAGACAACUCCACCUCUUUCAGUCUAACUGUACUAGUAAGGGACCAUGGCGAACCACCUCUGUCAUCCACCGCUACAAUCAACGUCGCUGUCAUGGAGGUGCCACUAAAAGUCACGCCUGACCCCAAGCGAAUUAUCCGCCCUCACAGCUCUCUCUUGUUUUCCAACGUGACAUUGUACCUCAUUGUAGCCUUGAGCGCCACCACCUUUGUGUUCUUGGUGACAGUGGUUGUGCUGGCUAUCGUGCGCUGCCAUGCCUAUUGCACCCAGCCCGGGUCCUGUUCGCCCUGCUGCGUGUCCCAGAAGGCCCAAGCGGAAGGUGGCUCAGGAGGGGGAGGCGGAGGUGGUGGUGGUGGCUCUCAACCCAAUAACAAUGUGGUGCUUAGACGAGACCUCAAGGUUGAGCCUCAUCAUAUUGAGGUCCGGGGUAAUGGCUCUCUGACCAAAACCUAUUGCUACAAGACCUGUCUGACUGCUACUUCGGGCAGCGACACGUUCAUGUUCUACAACACAGGCCGACCCAUCAGUGGCACCUGGGGCUCCGAGCGCUUUUUUACAGGAGGGAGCGGAUUUGUUCGCAGGCUUAGUAUGCCAGAUGCAGCACUACAGCCCAAAGGACCAAAUGCUGACUGGCGUUACUCUGCUUCGUUGAGGGCAGGAGUGCAGAGUUCUGUGCAUAUGGAGGAGGCAUCAGCUGUGAUGCAGGGAGCGCAAGGCAUGCUGGUCCAGAACUGGCCCACAGUCUCCAGUGCAGCAGAUGGGGAGGGAGAGGGACAGCUGUCCCCUCCUGUUGGAGCUGGAAUCAAUAGUAACAGCUGGAGCUUCCGCUACGGUGCAGGCCCCGGCUACGGUCCUCCACAAGCCCUGAAGCCGGGAGAGAUCCCCCCUGAAGCCUUCAUUAUUCCCGGCUCUCCUGCCAUCAUCUCCAUCCGGCAGGACCCAGGUGCCGUUGAUGAUAAGGGCGAGUUCAUCACCUUCGGAAAAAAAGAGGAGUCUAAGAAGAAGAAAAAGAAGAAGAAGGAAAAGAAGGACAAGAAAGAUAAAGGAAAAGAUGAUGGCGAGGAGUAGCAAAGAACGUCCCACUACAAUAUUACAGCUAUUAACUUAUGUGUGUAGCAAAUGCUGCCAGAAAGAGAAAACCAAAAAUACUGAAAAUGUAAAGAGAGAAGUUCCUUCUAUAUACCUUAUUUACCAAUUCCAGUUGAAGAAAGAAGAGAAAUUGAAAAUUAACCUUGUGAACAUGUUACUCUGAUUGGCUAUUUUUCUAGUUCUGGCGCAGAAAUUAAACAGCGAUGUUCAAGAAAGAACUCCAGUCUGCAAAAUGCAAACCAAGCCCACUCGCACCUUGUAAAUGACAUUUUCAACCACAAUGAGGGAAGUCCCUCUCCUCUUUUAAAAGGAUCAAAUUAAUCCAGUUAAACUGGAUAUGAACUCAUGCCAUACCAAGAGUUUUCUCUAACUCCAUCCCUGCCUUCCUCCCUCAAUGUCAAAUGGGGAAGGAACAACCACCCCUGGCCCCGUCUCACUCCUUGAUCUGCUGGAAACAAAAAGACACUACAACUUUAUCAGAAAGACCAGUGUCUGAUUUCUAGAGCAGAUCAAAAAUAAAUGCCUACAGAGAUGGGAAUGUAGCAGCGAAAUCACUUGCUUUACACUCACAAAUACGUCCUAGAACAGGGCACAGAGAUCUCUAGCGCUUCUGUGCUGCUCCCAAAGUAAUGCUGAAAUCUCAGAAUGAUGCUUUACUCAGUAUAUUUUCUAAGAGCAAGUAAAUCUCAUCUUAUACAGUC